CUCGCGGUCACCUUAGCCAUGAUCGGGAAAAUGAUGAUCACGUCGGCCUUCCAGAUCAUAGUCCUUUACUGCUCCGAACUCUUCCCGACGGAGGUCAGGACUCGAGGGGUCAGCACGGCCUUCAUGAUGUCCCGCCUCGGAUCCACCUGCUCCCCCUUUAUCACGGAGUAUCUUGGCGCGGCGUACCCCUGGGCGCCCUCAGUGGUGUUCGGGGUGUCGUCCAUCGUCGCGGGCAUGGCAACACUGGCGCUGCCCGAGACGCUGGGCGUGGCGCUGCCUGACACCAUCGCCCACCUGGAGGAGAGGGCGGCGCUGGGCACGAAGAGAAUGUUCCUUCGGAUGCUGACACGCGAGUACAACGCCGGCCUCCGCUUCAGCCCCGCCCUCACACGGCCUCCUCAGCUAACCCUCAGGGAAACGUCCUCCUUCAUCCUCCAAGAGCAGCAGGAGAAUCAUCCCCAGCAGGAGCGGGAGGACGCGGCUCCAGAGGAAGAGCCCCGAGAGCAAGGUUCUUACAGGCACGCGGAGCCGACGAAAGACGAGGCUUCUGAAGCUUCACGAGGCGAGUUCACUGAACCCCCGACGCGCCAUGAAGCAGAGAAGCCGAGCAUUCGACCGUGUAUCGAACCGUCGCGAUUCAUGUGGCUCGAACCCAUGGCAUCUUCCAAUACGAGGAGCGGAGAUUUCGGCGGGAAAUGAAAAUGCACAAUUUUAUUUCUUUUUUGUAUUGUCUGUUUUGUUCUUUGAGGUAGUGAACUGGAGAUGAAGUGAAGGUUAGGAAUGUAG
This is a messenger RNA of Penaeus vannamei (Pacific white shrimp), 786 nucleotides long. The record is from RefSeq and is a predicted model, not a curated record. Lineage: Eukaryota; Metazoa; Arthropoda; Malacostraca; Decapoda; Penaeidae.